This is a messenger RNA of Zootermopsis nevadensis, 1779 nucleotides long. RefSeq names its product N-sulfoglucosamine sulfohydrolase (gene Sgsh). The record is from RefSeq and is a predicted model, not a curated record. Gene Ontology annotation, molecular function: N-sulfoglucosamine sulfohydrolase activity. NCBI's taxonomy places the organism in Eukaryota, Metazoa, Arthropoda, Insecta, Blattodea, Termopsidae. Gene Ontology annotation, biological process: glycosaminoglycan catabolic process; heparan sulfate proteoglycan catabolic process.
UUCAGUGAAAGGCAAAAAGUUUUUUCUUGAUGAAUGUUAUAAUGCGUUUUUAUGUUGUUAUUUUCACAUACUCUUUCAUCACAACAAGCUAUUGCAAACAUUUACAUACUCCAAAGAAAAACGCACUGUUAAUUAUCGCUGAUGAUGGAGGAUUUGAAAUGGGGACAUAUAGGAACAAGAUCUGUCAGACACCAAAUCUAGAUGGCUUAGGAAAGAAAAGUCUGAUUUUCAACAAUGCUUACACAUCUGUCAGCAGCUGUUCACCAAGUCGUUCAGCUAUCUUAACAGGGCUACCAAUUCAUCAGAAUGGAAUGUAUGGUUUACAUCAAGGAGUUCAUCAUUUCAAUUCCUUUGAUAAUAUCAAAAGUCUUCCAGGAAUUCUGGCAGAGCAUGGAAUAAGAACAGGAAUUAUUGGAAAGAAACAUGUUGGUCCCAGCAAAGUGUAUCCAUUCAGUUUUGCAGAGACUGAAGAAAACAAUUCCAUCUUGCAAGUGGGAAGGAAUAUCACAAAGAUCAAGCUUCUUGUCCAAGAAUUUCUUACACAGAAUUCUUCAGAUCCAUUUUUCCUGUAUGUGGCAUUCCAUGACCCACAUCGAUGUGGACAUAUUAAUCCAGAAUAUGGCAACUUCUGUGAAAAGUUUGGGAAUGGUGAGCCUGGUAUGGGUCUCAUUGAAGAUUGGCAUCCAAUAUACUACGAGCCAAACCAGGUGCAGUUGCCAUACUUUGUCCAGGACACUCCAGCAGCACGUCAGGAUGUCGCAGCUCAAUACACAACCAUCUCCAGGCUAGACCAAGGUGUGGGAUUGGUGUUACAAGAGCUGAAGGCAGCUGGAUUUGAGAAUAACACCCUCAUAAUCUAUUCAUCAGAUAAUGGUAUUCCAUUUCCAAGUGGACGCACAAACCUGUAUGAUCCAGGAAUGGCAGAACCUAUGUUAAUCUCUUCUCCACGGCCUGAGGAUCGCCACAAUGAAGUGACAUACAGUAUGACCAGCUUACUGGACAUUGUACCAACAUUAUUAGACUGGUUCAAGAUACCAUACCCUCAUGAAAAUGAAAUCAAGCCUAUACUGACUGGAAAAUCACUUCUGCCAUUACUGGUGAAAGAGCCUGCACAUGACACAGGGGCUGUGUUUGCUAGCCACAGUCACCAUGAGAUCACCAUGUACUACCCUAUGAGGGCUGUGCGGACCAAGAGAUACAAACUUAUACACAACAUUAAUUACAAGAUGCCUUUCCCAAUUGACCAAGAUUUUUAUAUUUCUCCAUCAUUUCAGGAUCUCCUAAACAGAACACGAUCGAAACAACCCCUGAAUUGGUACAAGACACUUAAGAGCUACUACUACAGAGAUGAAUGGGAACUGUAUGACCUGAAGCGAGAUGCUGAUGAGGUGAACAAUGUAGCAUUUAAACCAGCCUACAAGGAUGUAUUUUUGGAGCUCAAGACAAAACUCAAUGAGUGGCAGAAGGCAACAGCAGACCCAUGGUUAUGUGCACCAGGAGGGGUCCUAGAAGCAUCAGGCAGCUUUAAGAAGCACCCACAAUGUCUUCCACUGGACAACUUUUAGCUGAUAACUUACGAAUGGUAUCAGCAUGCAUGUUCUCAUAUUCAUACAUACUCUGCUUUGUUUCACCUAAGGGGCUUCAUAACUGACAUAGGUAACAUGUUCCUGAACAAGAAUGCCUGCAAAAUGACAAGAGCUUCUGUGACCACACGUGGUUAGGAUAUGUAUUUUGCUAUGUGGCAGUGAGAGUUAAUAAAUAAUUAUAAAUGAAACGGUA